Pungitius pungitius (ninespine stickleback) is the source of this 1290-nucleotide messenger RNA. RefSeq names its product B-cell receptor-associated protein 29-like. The transcript is spliced from 8 exons. Gene Ontology annotation, biological process: endoplasmic reticulum to Golgi vesicle-mediated transport; intracellular protein transport. NCBI's taxonomy places the organism in Eukaryota, Metazoa, Chordata, Actinopteri, Perciformes, Gasterosteidae. Gene Ontology annotation, cellular component: endoplasmic reticulum; endoplasmic reticulum membrane. The coding region runs from base 302 to 1012 and encodes 236 amino acids. The record is from RefSeq and is a predicted model, not a curated record.
GACGGCAACAAACACACUCACACACCAGGGAUAUUGCAGAGGAAGAAAAAGAUCUAAAACGCUGAGGUCCAAAGCGUUUCGUUUUGAAUCGAUCAGUUAGCUUAUGAGCGUUGAGUGAUCCGAGGUGCCGGAGACGGACGAGGUCCACGACAGAUUAAUGCAGAUUUCCUUUGGGCUGAAGCUCCUUAUACGCUCGCCAGCAGCUGUUGUCGGACGUGUGCGUGUGUGUGUGUGAGCGCAUGCGUCUCUGCACUCUGCUGUUCUUCUGAUCACACAACUUGGUCUGGAAACCGCAGUCACAAUGACUCUCCAGUGGACUGCUGUGGCUUUGUUCCUCUACGCAGAGAUAGCGGUCAACCUGAUAUUGUGUAUUCCCUUCAUAUCAGCACGGAGAUGGCGCUCAGUUUUCAGCUGGAGAAUAUGGAACUGGUUAUCUCCAUAUUGGAACAAAUGCUUUUUCACCAUGAUCAUGGUUCUUAUUGUUCUCUUCCUCGAUGCUGUCCGCGAGGUGCACAAGUACUCAGGGCCUGAACCCAUGCAGGACGCCAAGGUGAACCCAAACGUGUACGACAACGUGCACAUGAAGCUGUUCAGAGCCCAGAGGAACCUCUACAUAUCUGGCUUCUCUCUCUUCCUCUGGCUCAUCAUGCGUCGGAUUGUCACUCUGCUGAACCAGCUCGCUGUCACGGUGGAGAACAGCGCGGGCCUUCAGGCUCAGAUGGACGGGGCCGUCAAGGCAGCCAAGCGGCAUCAGGACGACAACUUGAGGCUCACAAAAGCUCUCCUGGAUGAGGGGAAAUCCUUGUCAGUAGAGAAACAGCAACUGAAGCUAGAAGCCGAGAAGCUGGCAGAUCAAGUGAAGGUUGCUGAAGAGGCUGUGCGCAAGUCUCAUGCUGAAGUGGAGGCCAUGAGGAGGCAGGCCAAAGGUUUGGCCCAAGAGUAUGACCGACUACUGAGCGAACAUAAUCAGCUCCAGAAUCUCCAGAGUCCGACAGACAAAAAGGAUCAGUAACCACGGCAACACAGUGACAAUUGUUUCCAGAUUCCACCUCUUUACAUCCUUCUUUCUUUUCUCACGACUCUAACACUGUGCGCCGUGUGCCGGGGGCCACCAUUUCUAUUAAUCUAAACUGAGUCAACUUUUUAUUUGAUGGGAAUAAACAAACAGUAGGCUGUAUCCAAUAAACAUGAUAAUGUAAAGUUAUCACGUCCUUAAAACAUCUACUUACUAGAAGAUAUGCCAUUCAUUUAAACAAUGUAUUUGUGCAUGCUGCAUAAUAAAUGUGUAAG